AUGGUGUCUACUUCAUCUGGUUUUACUACCCAGGAGGGCACUACAGAGCCUUCUAAUACCCAAACGGAAAGAAGAACCAGCAAAAGAAAGAGAUCUCCUACGAUGGAUUCAAAGAAUGGCAUCAACAACAAUGACGACAAUGAAGACGAUCCUUCCUAUGAACCUUCGAAGAAAACCCGUCCCGAUACUCGAGGCAAGGCUUCUCCGACGUCCAAGGGGAACGACAUUAAGAAGCUAGAAGCCGAGAUUAGAAAAUGGAAGAAUAAAUCCAAGGACCAACAGAAACAACUAGUGAAAGUCACCACUGAAUCUAUCCUGAAUGCCAGAAGGGGAAGCAAAGAGAUAUGGGACCUCACCAAGAUUGAGACAGAGUUCAAGAACGUCAACCGCGAUAUCAAAAACUGGAUCAAAAAGUACGGCAUUACUAGGCAGAUCUCGUCAUUGCCUGACGCUAAAAAGAAAGAAUUUCUGUCGGAAUGCAGAGAUGUUUCGGCGAUAUACUUCAGCGUCUUCGCCGAAAAUGAUUUUUCAGCUAUAGAAACCCUUUCAAAGGGUGCGUACAUGCUUCUGGAGGGGUUCUUAUUCGCCUGGACCUGCUCGUAUCUAAUCCAGAGACGGUUUAUCUUCCUCGAUGAGGCAUUGAAGGAUCACAACGCAAGGCCAAAGCAUGAACUUUUGCAAGUCGGGAAUUAUGAAGAGAAAUUUGACAGUUUUGCCGCGGAGCUAGGAAAAGUCUCCCCUUACCAAAACCAGAAAUGGAUGACUAGCACGCUGCAAGCACUCAAGCCGAUCAUGAUCCCCGAUUAUUCCUCCAAAGAGACCCAAUCGGGAUGGGCAAAUGAAAAGCGUGGCAAUGGCUUUCUCAAGAAAUAUGACACGGGAUUAUCCUCGCUAGUUACUGAUUUUCUCAAGAGCCCAGCAAGAUAUGUUCUUUCUUGCCCCCAGGGCGACAGAAAGACACAACAGCGUGAAGAAUUGAGAAGAAUUUUUCGCAAGUUUAGGGAAUUGGCGUACCAUAUGUGGUGCCAGCCCUCUCACGUGUCAUAUGAAUACCGGACAAACUUGGCCCAGUUCGACCCAGAUACAAUGGAGCUUGAUUUUAGGGCAACAAUGGGCAGACCGGAUAAUGCAGCGGACAGGCUAAGAGGUGAUAGAGUCUUGAUAAACAUCAACCCUGCCAUAGUCGGGGUGGUCGUUGAUCCUGACAGUAAUGAGCACACGCGAACGACCUAUUUGAAACACAAAGUCUGGACUGUCCAUUGCCAGAGUUUUAGUCAUCCGCAGAAGGCAGCUAAAGAAGAGAAUGCCACUCCUGCAGAUGAUCCUAUUCCAGAACAGGGAUUGGAGAAGGAUGAUUCUACAAACGACGGACAGGAUGACAGCGCGGCUCUAGAGCGCAAAGAUCACCGUUUUGCUCAAGUUGAAGCAAUGAGUUGUGAAAACGAUGACAUUGUUGCUCCAGAACAGUGGUUGGAGAGUAAUCCAGCCGGAAGACAGAUUGUUAAUCCUACUGCAAUCUACUACCCAAAAGUCCAUGGUACUGCUCAACAUCAGAUGGUUGAACCGUUUCUACGUGACCAACAAGCCAACUACCCUCCUACGCAUAGCGAACAGAAUAUCACGUUUUUUGAGUAUCAAUCUCGAAAUUCUAGACAGCAAUACUACACGCCUGCCAGUGCCAGCUGGAAUGACUUUCCAUACCAGCUGUCUAGACCAGUUCUACAGAGCGUGCAGGAUCCCGGUCCUUCUAUGAAUGACAGGCAAUACUCCGUGAGCCCUGUCACACGGUUAUUAGCAGUAACAAACGACGCUAUGCAGGACUACAAUACAACUGCCACUUACAACACUAAUGACCGUGGCAAUCCAAAUACCAUCCCGCGCAGCGCUCCAACCUAUGACGCCACCGGCUAUUAUACUGCAGAAGACAGACCCCGUUAUGACAACGCUUCAGACGAUGCUAUGGUGCUUCUUCCGACUAGUCAUCCUCUUGGCAGUCAAUGGCAGGUUGAUGAGACUUCGACUGAGGAGGAAUUAGACGAUGAUCGUCCUACGGAAGAAAUAGAAUGGAAAUGA
This is a messenger RNA of Talaromyces atroroseus, 2073 nucleotides long. RefSeq lists its product as hypothetical. The transcript is spliced from 2 exons. The coding region runs from base 1 to 2073 and encodes 690 amino acids. Lineage: Eukaryota; Fungi; Ascomycota; Eurotiomycetes; Eurotiales; Trichocomaceae. The record is from RefSeq and is a predicted model, not a curated record.